Molecule: messenger RNA, 3141 nt
Organism: Pogona vitticeps (central bearded dragon)
Lineage: Eukaryota; Metazoa; Chordata; Lepidosauria; Squamata; Agamidae
Source: RefSeq, a predicted model, not a curated record
GGCGGGAGGAGUCUUCCAAGAAAAGAAUAAGUCAUGGCUUAAAUUUAAAUAUCGGUGCAAAAGACUUACAGAUCGGGGGUUUCAUCCUGUUUGCAAACCGCUCCUGUCUCCGUAGGGCUUCCCACGGACAUGCCGGUGGGAUCACCAGCUUGUGCCGUGCCGUUUUCGUCGGCAAUGCCGGCGCACCGGUGACUUCCCGGGUCUGCCCAAGGGAAGCCUAUUUCCUGUGCCUCCCUUCUUGGGCUGUCUGGAUGAUCAGAAAGUGCUCAUGAGUUGCCCAGCUGUGGCUCUGGGUCUUAUGCCAGGGGCAGAAGUGCCGGCCGCCGGACCGUGAUGACCUUUGGGGUUUCUCCUUUGGCUGUGUGCUCGGUCCACCAGCAGCCUGGGGAGAUUGCCUACUUUUGGAGCCCUGGAGUGACCCCCUUCCUCUUUAUGUCCUUCACAGGUUCUUCUGGCUCGCUGGGUCACUGCCGCCAAAGGAAAUGAAGCCCCACGUCAGUUACCAGCAGCUGAAGACCCUGCAGAGCCCCGAAGACCCUGCACCCACUGGGCCGGCCAGCCUGGCCUGGCCUAAGAAUUCCCGCUGCCUUUUGGUGACGGCCAUCCUGUCCACCAUGCUGUUGGCAGCCCUGGGGGUCCGCCUGCUCUUCCUUCCCUUUCCCGGUCCAGCCUCUGCAGGGGAGAAGGCGCCUGUGAGCUUACGGGAGAACGUGUGCAGUGACCCAUGCAGGAGACUGAGUGGGAUGACAAGAGCAGGCAAACUCCACGACUUUUUGGGAGAGUGCUCACAAAAAUCUGGCCCAUUCUCCCCUGUUCCCCAGUUCGCCCUCCAAACGCACCUUUUUUUCCCAUCCCCUCUUUUCAGAAGCACGUUGGUGGAGAGCAUUCCAGAAGGGCUGAGCUUUGAGGAGAACAGCACUUUCCUCCCAUCCACUUUCGCCGCCUGGGCAACGCUGCUGGGGGAGGCUAAAAACAGCGUGGACAUCGCCUCUUUCUACUGGACCUUGAGCAACGAGGACACCCACACCCAGGAGCCUUCAGCCGGCCCGGGGGAAGAAAUCCUGGCGGAGCUGCUGAAGGUGACCAGUCGUGGGAUUGCGCUGCGAAUUGCGGUCAAUCCCCCUUCCUCGCGGAUGAGCAGCAGUGACCUCCAGGAUCUUGAGGAGAGCGGGGCACAGAUCCGUAAAGUCAACCUGCCCCGGCUGACCGGAGGCAUCCUGCACACGAAGUUCUGGAUUGUGGACCAGACGCAUCUUUACCUGGGCAGUGCCAACAUGGACUGGCGGGCCCUCACACAGGUGAAGGAGCUCGGGGUGGUUGUGUACAAUUGCAGCUGCCUCGCCCACGACCUGGCCAAGAUGUUUGAGAUCUACUGGACUCUGGGGCUGCCCAACGCCACCAUCCCAUCGCCCUGGCCGGCCGAGUAUUCCACCACCUAUAACAAGGAGACGCCCCUGGAGGUCACCUUGAACAGCACGGAGGCCGGGGUGUACUUUUCGAGCGCUCCCCCUGCGCUGUGUGCCAGCGGCCGGACCGAGGACCUCCAGGCCCUGCUGAGCGUCAUUGAGGGGGCCCAAGACUUUGUCUACAUCGCCGUGAUGAGCUACCUACCCACCAUGGAGUUCUCGCACCCCAAGAGGUUCUGGCCGGUGAUUGAUGACCACCUGCGCAAAGUGGCCUACGAGAGGAGAGUGCGGGUCCGCCUGCUCAUCGGCUGCUGGAAACACUCCAAGGCUGAGAUGUUUCCCUUCUUGAAAUCCCUGGUGGCCGUGAGGGAUGACCAGACCCACAUCAGCGUGGAAGUGAGGCUGUUUGUCGUCCCAGUGAAUGAGACCCAGGCCAGGAUCCCGUAUGCCAGAGUCAACCACAGCAAAUUCAUGGUAACGGACAAGGUGGCAUAUAUCGGAACAUCCAACUGGUCUGGGGACUACUUUGUCCACACAGCCGGGUCCGCCCUGGUCGUGAAUCAGAGCCACGUGGAGGCUGGGGACGAGCCCACCCUUCGGGACCAGCUCCAGGAUGUCUUUGAGAGGGACUGGAACUCCAAUUACAGCCGGGAACUGGAUUCCCUGGAACAGUGGCAGGACCUCUGCAGGCCUCAGUAAGCCCUCUCCACCACCACCACCACCACCACCGGCAACCGCUCUCCUGCACGGAUCCUUAUUUGGGGGACCAGCCAGCACCCCCUUUCCCAGGGCCACAGUUCAGGAGAUGGUCUCCCUGGGCCACUUUUGCAAGAUCCUGGACCUUCCGUGGAGGAACCCGGGCUUCCUGUGUUCUCAAGUGCCAACAUUUUGAACCAGGAGAAGAAAGCUUUUCCCUGGAUGAGAACAGAAACACGCACGGAGGGUAUUUUUCCUGCGGAAUAAGGAGCGGGGGUGUGCGCGUGUGAACAACUCCAGGUGGUCCUUGUUCAUCUCUUUGGCCAAAAAAGGGUCCCCGGAUGAGUCAGGAGGUGCUGGUGGCUCUUGUGUCCGAAUGGGAUGAAAUACUGUUUAGAGGGAAGGAGGGAGGCUAAGAUUUUUUGUUAGUGGGAGGGUAGUGGAGUAGUUUUUAGGAAAGGGACGUGAGGCAGAACCAAGGAACAGUUUCCGGCCCCAAAUGAAUGCCGAAGGGGAGGGUCCUGUGGCUGUUUUACUGUUGUUCUCAUCCUUAGACGAGGGAAAAGCCAGUCCUCGAGGUAUUAUGCUUUCUAGGUACUGCAGUGCCCAUUAUCCUUCACCACAGGCUGUGCUGCCUGGGACCCACUGGGAGUGGGAGUUCAGCAUCCCCUGGAAGGUGUCCCCCCCCCCCACCAUGCUGCUUUUCUGGGUGGGUGGGCAGUUUUUUUUUAAAAGGCCAUCACAGCUGACAUCCGUCUCCGAAGUGGAUCUGAAAUCGACCAAAGGCCUUUUCUGAGGAUAUCACAGUGCCUUCCAGAGUCGCUUGCAGGAACACGCUGCCCGGCAAAUCCAGGUGUCGUUCUCCCCCCACCCCACCCCUGGGGAGGGUUGCAGCUGAGCUUGGAGGACCCGGAGAAGCAGGGAAGGAAAUCUUGGCCUCUGAGGACGUGCCAAAGCCGGCUCCGUUACACAAAUGUCAGUGUGGGUUUCUUGUACAGAUGGGCGGGGAGAAGCAAUUAAAGGACAGUUUUCCAUUGAA